AAGGUACUAUUCCAAUACAACGACGAACCACAACUGGCGAUGUUAUGAGAGCAAAUUCUAUGUCUGAAGUCCAAAAGAACCGACAAGCUUCUUAUCAUCAGUUUCGUCGUGCAUCUGAAAGCCACGAGCAUGCAAUAGCAAUUUAUGAACCAUCAGAGGGAGUACUUGGAGCAUCGGCAAGUAUAAACUUGUGGCGGCCAUUAGUUGAGAGAGGUGGCAAAGAAUAUAGUGCUGCUCAAAUUCGAAUCAUGUCAGGAACAAAGGAAGAUUUUGAUGCUAUUGAAGUUGGAUGGCAUGUCUUCCCAUGGUUCUAUGGUGAUAAUGACGAUGAUGAUGAUGCCAAUGGUGAUGGCAAUACAAGAUUUUUCAUUUCCUGGACUAAUAAUUCGUACCGAAGGUCAUGCUACAAUGAUGAAUGUGAAGGAUUUGUUAUGGAAAGCGAUAAAAUAGCCUUAGGAAGUGUACUUAGGCCAAUAUCAUCAUAUGAUGGUGGACAAUACGAUUUGAAUGUUGGUCUUUGGAAGGAUUCCGAGUCAAAAAGGUGGUGGUUGUCGUAUAAUUAUACGAAUGUGGGUUAUUGGCCAGAAGAGUUAUUUACUCACUUGAGAACAUCCGGCAGAAAAGUAGAAUGGGGUGGUGAGAUCUUCAACAGGAAGAUCCACAACAGACACACGUCCACAGAGAUGGGUUCUGGCCAAUUUGCAAAAGAGGAAUAUGGCAGAGCAGCUUAUUUUAAAGAACUAAAGGUUCUUGUCGGAGGUACUGACCCUGGUUGGAUUUUGCCUCGAAGUGUUACAGGAUUGACGAGCAACCCCAAUUGCUACAGCAUCAAGCCUCACACUGACAUUGAUGGCUUUGGCAAUGGUGGCUUCUUCUACGGGGGUCCAGGCAGCGGCUCUCCUUCCUGUGUUUGAGUUAAUGAAAUUGUAUAAUAAAUAAUGAAUGUGAAAGCAUUGUUGUGUUGUUUUUUUUUUGAUAAUCGAGCUAGAACGACAUCAUACAUGGUUACCCUUUGCACAAUCAAUAGAUCCUAAAUUCAGACUGUCAGGCCAUGCGCAUAUGAGUUUCUGAGCAUCACUCCAAAUUUUUCAAUAAAUUUACAAUUUCGACUUUGGAGAAUCAGUUAUGUAUGCUUCUCUUCUUCAAUAACAUUAAUCAUGAAUAAAUUAUUUAUAUAUAUAUAAAUAAAAUAAUUAUUAUAUAUAUCGUAUUCUCUUGACCUUCCACGUCGCUUAUAUAUUUCCAAAUUAAACCUUCUCGUAAGGUUCCUUCUGAAUUC
This is a messenger RNA of Tripterygium wilfordii, 1279 nucleotides long. RefSeq lists its product as uncharacterized. The record is from RefSeq and is a predicted model, not a curated record. The transcript is spliced from 5 exons. NCBI's taxonomy places the organism in Eukaryota, Viridiplantae, Streptophyta, Magnoliopsida, Celastrales, Celastraceae. Bases 45 to 914 code for a protein of 289 amino acids.